Messenger RNA from Durotheca rogersii, 2307 nucleotides. Its product is annotated as FAD/NAD(P)-binding domain-containing protein. Bases 1 to 2307 code for a protein of 768 amino acids. Gene Ontology annotation, molecular function: flavin adenine dinucleotide binding; NADP binding; N,N-dimethylaniline monooxygenase activity. The transcript is spliced from 3 exons. The record is from RefSeq and is a predicted model, not a curated record. NCBI's taxonomy places the organism in Eukaryota, Fungi, Ascomycota, Sordariomycetes, Xylariales, Xylariaceae.
AUGGUUAAACGCGUGUGUGUUGUUGGCGCUGGUCCGUCCGGUCUCGUAGCUGCAAAGACCUUACUCCACGACGCACCACCAGGAUCCUUCCAAGUCACCGUGUUCGAAGCGCAGUCGCGAGUCGGAGGCCUAUGGCCUACGCGGGAAGACGACGUCGGGGGCCUGGUGCACCCCUUCAUGACGACCAACCAGAGCAAACAUUCUGUCCAGUUCAGCGACCUCGCCUGGCGCGACCCUUCUCUUGAAUUUCCCAAGGCGUGGCAAGUAGGCCAAUAUCUGGAACGUUAUCUAGGCGAGUAUGGCGGUGCGGAUGUGCGACUCGGCCACAAGGUUGUGAGGGCUGAUCUGCAGGGCGAUGGCUCGUGGGAGGUACAAGUGGAAUCCACCGGAGGGUCUGAGACGAAUUUGUUUGACUACCUUCUCGUCGCUACCGGGUUCUUCGGGCGACCUACAUGGCCUACCCAUAUAGCCCGGGAAGCGGGCGUGCCUGUUAUUCACAGCAGCCAAUACCGUGAUAUCAAGACGCUUCUACCAAAUCCACACCGCUCUGGGCACAAGAUCCUCGUCGUCGGGGGACAGAUGUCUGGCGUAGAGAUCGCCGCAACGAUUGCGACUGACGUCUCAUCCGCUACCAAUUCACCAGGGCCCAAAGUCAUUGAGGAGCACGAGGCCCUUUCGAUACAUCACAUAAUUCAUCGACCGUCUUGGGUCUUUCCGCUCCUUACAUCUCCCAAGCCCGCCGCAUCUGCACCGCCAUUUCUCCCUUGCGACCUGCCUUCAUACAACUUGACCAGCCGCCCACACCCCCUAAAAAACAGCCAAGGACACAUCACCGUCGAUGCAGCGACAGGUCUCAACAAUACGUAUCAAUUUGUUUUAGGGUCUGAUCAAUCCGAAUUUUCGCCCGAGUUAGGAAUUCAUGGCGAUCAACUGCACGAGCAGCCGUUUCUGGCGAUGAGCUCAUGGUAUAUGGAAUUUGUGCGACUUGGCCUCAUCAAAAUCAGGAAGGGCAAAUUGUCCUCGUUUGCGGGAACCGUGGCCACCCUGUCGCCAAGUAAUGAGGAGAUAUCCGACGUUGCCGCUGUAGUCCUUGCAACCGGAUUUGACCCAAACCCAUCCUUAUCCUUCCUCCCUCCCUCGGUCCUCGAGGCCAUCGCCUACUCGCCCGCUCAUCCCAACCUUCCCGUAGCCCUCGCUUUUCACGGGACCCACUGCCCGUCCCUGCCGACGUUGGGUUUCGUCGGUUUCUAUCGCUCACCGUAUUGGGGUGUCAUGGAAAUGCAAGCACGCUUCAUCGCGCGUUUGUGGACCCAGGCGCGGACGUCGCAGCCUCCCGAGUUCCAACAGGCCCUCUCGUCCGAUGAUACAAUCGCGAGAACGCUAGCCCUACGCGCGGAUCCCCGUGUCUCUCAAUUUCCGAUGGGCGACUAUGCUUUUCUAAUGCAGGAGUUCGCGCGUGCGCUCGAUAUCCCGAUUAGCCCCUUUGGUGUCAUUCCAAUUAUCGUUAGCGACAAACCGAUGAAUAUCCUGACACCAGCGCGGUAUGCUACCGCAAAGCAGAGCUCAAGUCCAAGGCAGAAGGCAGAGAUUGAGGCGAACUUGAGCGCCACGCACGAUACAGCGAUGGCGGGGAUAUAUCAAGCACGCUUCGUCGCGGGGGCUGUAUUUCGCUCUCUUCUCGGCGAGUGGCGUCUCGAGCGUGACCUUGUCUCACGGCUACCGUCCCACCCUUCCGGACGCUUCGUGGGCACGGCACGUUUUCUAUUACGAGCCGGGACCGCUGAUGGGCAGCCAUUGGCACCUGCCUUAUCCUCUGCUGGCGCCUGUGCCGGAGGUAACUAUAGCGGUACGACCGCACAGAAGCAGGUGCCGGCCUGGGGCCUAGAGUACUUGUACGUUGAAGACGGCACAUUCACGGCCCGCGACAACCCGUCCCUGUCGUUCCGCGCGACGCGGCGGUACGUCUGGAGGUACGACGAAGCACGUGAUAAGCUGAGCGUCUGGUUCACACAGACGGAUGACCCGUUGCGCGCGGACUACUUGUUCCAUGAAGUCGAGUUCUUGGCGCCCUCUGCCGUGGAUCCCGGUACUGAAGCUGGCGGAGAUGGCCGGCCAGGUCCAGAUGGACGGGCCGAGGAUAAGACUGGAGGGUGGCAGGCGAAGGCGAGUCACCUGUGCGUCGAGGAUCUAUACGACGUGCAUUACGAGUUCAAUUUCAGGGCUGUCAACCUGAGGGAGUGGAAGUUGGGAUACACGGUCAAGGGCCCCAAGAAGGACUAUACUAUCGAUGGGGUGUAUAGGAGGUAA